This is a messenger RNA of Daktulosphaira vitifoliae (grape phylloxera), 794 nucleotides long. RefSeq names its product deoxynucleotidyltransferase terminal-interacting protein 2. The record is from RefSeq and is a predicted model, not a curated record. Gene Ontology annotation, cellular component: nucleolus. Lineage: Eukaryota; Metazoa; Arthropoda; Insecta; Hemiptera; Phylloxeridae. The transcript is spliced from 4 exons. Gene Ontology annotation, molecular function: RNA binding. Gene Ontology annotation, biological process: RNA processing. The coding region runs from base 152 to 649 and encodes 165 amino acids.
GCCACCCUGCUAAAAUAUAAAUUCUUAAUCAAAUUUCAAUUGCAUUGAUAUCGAAUUUCCGCAGUCAUGCUGUUAACAUUGUUAUUUUUUUAAAUAUUUAUAUUAUUCUUAAGUAAAAUCAAGAUUUUAUUAGUAAGAACAUAAAUUAAUUAUGGAAGCAGCAAAUGCGUUAUUAAGUCAGAGUGUUAUAAAACCUGGUUUUCAAAAAGGUUAUAAAGUACCAGUUAAUAUCAAAAGCUCAAGAAUAUUAAAGCGAAAUAAAAAGAAAGAAGAGGCAAAAACAAAAGGAAAAGAUUGGUUUGAUCUACCAGCAACUAAAAUUACUGAUAGCGUUCGACAUGAUUUAGAUGUAAUUCGAAUGCGUUCUGCUUUAGAUACUAAACGCUUUUACAAAAAAAAUGAAACCGAGGCUUAUCCAAAAUAUUUCCAAAUUGGUACAGUUAUUGAUUCACCAUUUGAUUGUAAAUCUGGCCGAUUGACUAAAAAAGAAAGAAAACGAACAAUGGUUGAUGAACUCUUAGCAGAUGCUGAAUUUAAACAAACAACAAAAAAACGAUAUAAAAAUAUUCUUAUGGCAAAUCCAAGACUAGCACUGAAAGUUAGAAAAGAAAAUAGAAAAAUUAAAAAAUUAAAGAAAAAAAAGAAAUAAUUUUGUUCAAAUGACUAAUUUUAUAAAUAUUUGUUAAUAAAUUAUUUUUAUUGCAAAAUUAAAAUUUUUAUAUUUAAUUCUGCAAUUAUAUAAUUUUAAAAUAUUACAAUAUAUACAGUAAUAUACUUAACUAUAAUUUUGAUUC